GAUUAACCGAAUGGAGGUCUUGGCCGCCCUCCUGAGCGGCACCGCCUGUGACUGUCGGCGCAGCAGAAGCGCGGGCCCCCCCAGCGGCCCUUAUCGCGGUUCUUCACGGACGCGGGCAGGCCGGUCCCAGAAGAGGCUGCUGGGCGGAGCCAGCCGUGCAGGAGGACGACCGGGCGGGUCGGCAGCUACAAAAGUCCUGGCCGGGCGUGCAGGAGGAGGAACAGGCGAAGAAAGGCAGCAUGGAGAACCGCCCGGUCGUCUUCGACAAGCCUAAGAUAGAACUUCACGUCCACCUGGAUGGAGCUAUCAGACCAGAAACUAUUUUAUACUAUGGCAAGAAAAGGGGCAUACAGCUCCCUGCAGAUACUGUGGAAGGCCUACUGCAAUGUGUUAGUUAUGAAGAACCACUCAGUCUCACAGGGUUUCUAGAAAAAUUCUCAAUUUACAUGCCAGCAAUUGCGGGAGACCGCGAGGCUAUUGAGAGAAUUGCCUAUGAGUUUGUGGAAUCAAAAGCAAAGGAAGGUGUUAUUUAUGUUGAGGUCAGGUAUAGCCCUCACCUCCUGGCAAACUCUGAAGUGGAUCCUAUCCCUUGGAACCAAGAGAGGGGAGAUCUCACUCCGGAUGAAGUGGUUAGCCUUGUUAACCGGGGUUUAAAAGCUGGAGAGAAGGCUUUCAACAUCAAAGCCAGGUCUAUUCUAUGCUGCAUGCGCCACAGGCCAAGCUGGUCACCUGAAGUAGUGCAGCUGUGUAAGAAGUAUCAGAAUGAUUCAGUGGUUGCGAUAGACUUAGCUGGGGAUGAGUCAAUAAAUGCUGAGACCUGCCAAGGACAUCAGACAGCCUAUGAGGAAGCUGUGAGAUGUGGCAUUCAUCGAACUGUUCACGCUGGUGAGGUUGGACCCCCUCAGGUCAUCAAAGAGGCAGUCAACAUACUAAAGGCAGAGCGAAUUGGCCAUGGCUACCGUGUUUUUGAAGAUGAAUUUCUAUACAAACAAUUAAAAGACAAUAUACAUUUUGAGCUUUGCCCUUGGUCCAGCUACCUCACUGGAGCAUGUAAAACACCCUUCUGUAAUCAUCCAGCAGUAAGAUUUAGGAAGGAUCGUGCAAAUUAUUCUUUGAAUACAGAUGAUCCACUUAUAUUCAACUCCACAAUUCACACAGAUUACAAAAUAGCUUGGGACUCAAUGGGCUUCACUGAAGAGGAAUUUAAAAGAUUGAACAUAAAUGCAGCCAAGUCAAGCUUCCUGCCGGAGAAAGAGAAAAAAGAAAUCCUCUACCAAUUGUAUGAAGCAUAUGACAUGAUAAAAAGUACAGAGUUCUAGUGCCUUCAUGCUGGCCAGCCAUGACCUCGUUUUUGGCAAAGGUUAUGCUUACUGGAGACCUCAGUGUUCGCUUCUUCAAAGACAAUGCACAAACUUAGUAUUACUAUCUUGUUUACUAUCGUAUCGACAGGAGGGAGAAUGCACUAAAUAAAAAGAACAAUGUUCCUAUGAUGCUUUUAUCUGCUAAUAGCACAGUUCCAUAGAUAACAUAUAAGUACUGUGAGUUUCCGUAUUCCUUUUUUAAACUGGGGAUGGGCGGUCAUCUUUACAGAGAUUUGAAGUCUUGGAAGGUGGAUUGCUGUUUGUAGUGAUUACACUUUUCACUUCGGUAGACAAAUUUUAAAAGUAUUUGUUUUAUCAAAAAGUGUUUUACCAUGUGACAGUGAGACAGAGAAAUAUAUUCACAGUAGGAAGCAAAAUCCUUCUUAAAUAACUUUUCUGCCUUUUAAUAAUUGUAAUUUAUCUCUGUUCUUUAAGAGAUUUCUCUGUAAUUGGUCUGUGUCUGUAUCUAAGUCACCCUGUGUGUGAAAGAAAUAAAUAAAACCACAAUCCUCUACCACCA
Messenger RNA from Pogona vitticeps (central bearded dragon), 1881 nucleotides. RefSeq names its product adenosine deaminase (gene ADA). NCBI's taxonomy places the organism in Eukaryota, Metazoa, Chordata, Lepidosauria, Squamata, Agamidae. Gene Ontology annotation, cellular component: cytosol; external side of plasma membrane. Gene Ontology annotation, biological process: negative regulation of adenosine receptor signaling pathway; purine ribonucleoside monophosphate biosynthetic process; hypoxanthine salvage. The record is from RefSeq and is a predicted model, not a curated record. Gene Ontology annotation, molecular function: adenosine deaminase activity.